ACCAUCAAACAGCCCUAUGAUGAGUACGCGAACUCGGAUGAGGACACACACGAUGCGUACCUGGAGCAGAUGAAAGCCGAGGGUCGCAUCCGGGAGGAGGGGAACAACAGCAGCGACUCAGGGGAGGAGACAGACGAGUCGUUUACUCCUGGGGACGGGGAGGAAGAUGACGAGGUUGAUGAAGAGUAUGACAGUGCUGCUGUGGGCAGCUCCUCCAGCAGUAAUGACGGUGACAGCGACACUCAGAAGAAGAAGAAAAUUCCAGCAAAGAAACCCAAGAUCGUCCGAGAGAAAACAGUGCGGAAAAAACCUGAGGGCAGGAAAGGGAAGGGUAAGAACAAGGACCCCAAUGCCCCGAAGCGGCCGAUGUCGGCGUAUAUGCUGUGGCUGAACGCGAGUCGCGAGAAGAUCAAAGCCCAACAUUCGGGGAUCAGCGUCAUCGAACUGUCAAAGCGGGCGGGAGAGAUGUGGAAGGCCAUGAGCAAGGAGCAGAAAGAGGAAUGGGAUGAAAAGGCUGUAUUGGCCAAGAAGGAGUUUGAUAAGAAGAUGGAGGAAUACAGGAAGAGCGGAGAGGCCGAGACCUUCAGCAAGAAACAGACGCCCCCUAAGAAGACAAAGACCCGAGGGGGCGGAGGGGGGGAGAAGGAGAAGAGAUCGACUCCGCGCUCUGUGACUAAAAGCCCCGUCAAGGGAGUGAACGAGAGUUUCAAAAGCAAAGAGUUUGUGUCGAGUGACGACAGCUCAUCUGACAGUGACGGGAGUAAAGCGGCGUCUGAAGACAAAGCAAACAGCUCCGUCCCGAGCUCCGAGGGCUCGGGGUCAGACUGAACACAACAGCGCGCGCGUGCGAGUGUGUG
Callorhinchus milii (elephant shark) is the source of this 857-nucleotide messenger RNA. RefSeq names its product FACT complex subunit SSRP1-like. Gene Ontology annotation, cellular component: nucleus; FACT complex. Lineage: Eukaryota; Metazoa; Chordata; Chondrichthyes; Chimaeriformes; Callorhinchidae. Gene Ontology annotation, molecular function: nucleosome binding; histone binding; DNA binding. The record is from RefSeq and is a predicted model, not a curated record.